UUUAAGGUAAGGCAAUCUUACCGUCCCCAUGGAGCCAACAUACCCUACUGCACAACCACCGUCACCACCACCACGACAACAAAACCACCACCCCGAAAGGCGGUGGUCCACCACACGAUAUCAUCCCACACAAGGGUUCACAGAUAGAGUAUUGAGGGCAUUAGAGCAUCGCCUUCUCCUACUUAAUAGGUCGGACCCCAAUUUCUACGUCUUAGGUGCGACGGGAAAUGUGUACGUUGUAAACGUAUCAACCACCCUUGCAUGCACGUGCCCUGACCGUGCAACCCCAUGUAAGCAUAUUCUAUUUGUGCUUAUUAAGGUCUUAGGUGUCUCCUUAGACGAUCCUUUUCUAAGGAGGCGGACUCUAAGGCCUAGCCACGUGACUCGACUCUUGGCUAACCCAACCUCUACCGACUCCCCCCUAGCCGGCUAUACUCUUCGUGAGAGGUUCCACCGAGCAUUCUUCCUCCAGAGCCAGAGGGAUGUGAUUGGUGGGACCACCACGACCAAUGCGCCUUCUGUCGUGGUUGAGGAGGGUGCCACGUGUCCUAUAUGUCUUGAAGAGAUGGGAUCAGAGUCAGUGUCAGGGGAAAGGUUGGUGGGUUGUGGAACAUGUCGGAAUUUUAUACAUGAGGAUUGUUUCAAGACUUGGAAAAGGACUCAGAGAAGAAGAUCAGUAAGUUGUGUGAUUUGUAGGUCGAGAUGGAAAGAUAUAAUUAGCAGGGCAGAUCAUGAUCAGAAAUACUUGAAUUUGGCUGCCUAUGUACAAGAAAAUGAUCAGCAUGUGGCUCCUCAAAGUGAAGGAAGUAGUACUUGCCGUGAUUUGUGAAUUGUGAAUUAUGACCCGGCCUAUUUCUUUGAUUACCCUGCAUAAAUUGUACAUGAAAUGAUGAAUAUCUUCAAUUCAUUCUUUUAGCAAUUCUAAAGAAUACAUUUAGGUUGGU
Messenger RNA from Spinacia oleracea (spinach), 944 nucleotides. RefSeq lists its product as uncharacterized. The coding region runs from base 29 to 829 and encodes 266 amino acids. Gene Ontology annotation, molecular function: ubiquitin protein ligase activity; zinc ion binding. The record is from RefSeq and is a predicted model, not a curated record. The transcript has a single exon. Lineage: Eukaryota; Viridiplantae; Streptophyta; Magnoliopsida; Caryophyllales; Amaranthaceae.